GAUUUUUGUUUGCAAGGAUGCUCUCGCAGUUUCGCCGUCUAAUAUUUCCAGCAACGUCUGGAUAAGGAGGCACAUGAGCAGAAGUUAUCUAGCAAACAACAAACAAACACUUCAAUUGAGCGUUGAGCUUUGAAAUAAGCAAAUGACAAUGGAAACAAGUGAAAUAAAUACGUACCGACUACUCAGACAGCGGGCGCAAAUUGCGAGAGAGAGAUUUUGCUAACUAGGAAAAGGAACUGCAUAAGAAAAAAAUACAUUUACACGAUUUUCAUGUCUAGCCGAAGUGUUGAAGUGAAUUGUAGACGAAACGAACGGAAAACGGAAUAUUUUGCAUUUGAUUCUUUGCUGAAAUUAAUUGUAAAAUUGAUUUAGAAAUAAACUCAAAAUUCAGCUGUGCGUUUAGAAGUGUGUGAACUGCGAUUUGUGGAGUUAAGAAAAAAUUUAUAACUUUGCAUAAAUAAAAUAAGCCAACAGAAAUUUUGUGAAAUCUGAGUAGAGCAAUUACACCCACUCUUGCCAGGAUUUUACUUAUCUACAUUAUUACAUUGAGGUUGCUGUUGCCAACCAUCAUCCCACACUCGCGUCCCGGCUCUCAUCUCAGCAACUCAGUCGUUUGAGCGCCACAAAAUGCGAAGUCGCACAGAAUUGGUGACCACCACUUUCGAGGACUCCGAAGAAGAUUACAGCGAGGAUGAUGACUCUGAGGAGGAUUGGCGUCCAGCCGCUUCAUCGUCGACUAACAAAAAUGGUAAAAAGCAAAAGCAGGCACGUGCUGCUGGCACCACUGGUGGUGGUGGGUCGUGUAGUAGCAGUGGUGGCGGAGGCGGUGGCGGCGGUGGCGGCAGUGGCAGCGGCAAUGCAGCUAAGCGUGGCCGCAAACGCAAGGGUGCUCCGAGCGCUGGUGGUAAACAGCAAGCAGGGGCGACUAAACGAAAGGCGCCUGCCAACUACGAGGAAAGCGAUGAAGAUGCUGAUGACGAUGACGGCGCUGAUCUGGAUGAGGAUUUGAGUGAUGACGAGUUGGACGAUUAUGAAGACUAUGACGCGCAAGCAACGACUGGUGCUGGUGCUGCCGCUGGCGCUGGCGGUGCAGCAUCCGCAAAGAAGGGUGGCGCUGGUGGUGGCGGUGGCGGUGCCGGUGGUGGCAACAAUUUGCCGCCUAAGAAGCAAUUCACAGAGAAAACAAGCACAGCCACCACCGGAGCAGCAGCUGCGGGCACUUCAACGUCGGGGGCACAUCAUUCGAUCGAGUUGUUGUUGUACAAGCGCGAUUUGAACGAGGAUUACUGCAAGAAUAAUCGAUUGUGUUUAUGGCGCAAGGAUGAUAAUAAUCUAUUGCAGAAAUACAUACGCGUUAAGACCGCACCAGAAGAGCUACUCUUCACGUCCAGUUCGGUGUAUUCCAGUUGGGAUGACAAACGCUUAUCCGAUUUUGUAACUCUUAAUGUAACAAGCUUAGAUCCAAACAAUCGGCGCGUAAAACUUAUGAACACCGCUGAAUUAACGAAAUUAGCCAAAGAGCAAGCGAAGAAGAAUGAACAGCAGAAACUAAACAAACGGAAACACAAUGACGGCGACGACAGUGAUGAGGACGGUGCCGAAAAUGACGAGAUCGACGAAGAAGAAGACGACGACGAAUUAGAUGACGAAGAUGAUGAUUUGGACUACGACGAACCGCUAGAGUCUAAGCCCAAAAAGAGUGCUAGUAAAAUAGCACAGAAGAAGGGGGGGCCAAUAAAGACUGGUAUGAAAUUAUUGAAACGAAAUGAUAGCACUGAUGAGAAUGACAAUGAAGAAGACGAACUCGAUGAGGAAGACAUAGAUGAUGAUGAUGAUGAUGACGAUGAUGGCGAAGAAGAUGAUGACCUAUAAAUGGCUGAACGGAAGCACAAUUAAAUAGUGUUUAAUUAAAAGUACUCGUAACAAUUAAUAACGGUUUUUAAAAUUUAAUUAGUGGAAGUUAAAACCAAAAUGCAUGUGAGUGAGUAAUUUUGCAGCUCACUACAUAUAAUACAGAUACAUAUGUACAUACUUAUAUGGAGCGCUGCAUCAACGAUCGUUACGUCGCUGCUCCUCGAGUUGUCUGCAGUCCUAGAAAUAUUUCAUAGACAGACUUCAUUGUAAUGAAAAAAAUUCUCAUCUCUACUGAGUAGCAGGUUCGAUGGAUAGUUUAUUUUGUCAGCACAUGAGACUUUCGUCUUUCAACCCAAUUGACAAAUCCACUAACUAAGGGAGUAGUGGAGUUUUGGCCUCUGUCUAUUAUAAAAAAUUACUUACAUUUACAUUGCGUCUUUUUUAAAUGUUGGUCAAAUGCUUGUUAUGAAAAGUAUUGCCAGAACAUGGUUACUGGUUAGGACCUUUUGUAUUGUCAACGACGAUAGUUUUGUAUGCGCAAAAGCAUAAGAAAACUCAAGCCAAAUUAAAAUUUAGUGGAACCGAAAUUAAAAAAAAUUAUCUAAGGUAAAAAUGAAGAUAAGGAGUAGGGAGCUCAAAGUUAGGCUAAGUUUGUAGGAUGUCUUCUCAAAAAUAUCGAAAAUUUGCAAAAGUUUAAUGAAUACCUAUGUUUAUAUAUAUAUAUGAAUGAAAUCAGAAAACGCGCAUACAUACAUUAACAGUGCGAAAAAAUAUUUUUGUUUUUUUUUUUUUGGAUGCAGAGAAGUUGAUGACAAUUAAAAUGGUUGUUAAUUUAUUCAGUACUAUAAAUCGAAACAAGAGAAUACUUUUGCCUAAAAUUUUGGUAUUUAGAAAACUAGACCUAACUGUUUUGGUAAUUUAAAAACUGGACAAAUUUUUUGGGUAAUAUAAUAACUGGACAUACAUUUUUUUCAUUCAGUAAUUGGACAUAUGUACAUAUGUUUUAGGUCAUAUAAAAAUGGGGCAUAAAAUUUUGCUCAUUUAAGAACUGCAGAUAAGUUUUUGGUAAUAUAAAACUGGCCGUAAUUUUUGGUCAUUUAAAAACUGGGUAUAAACUUAUUUUUAUUUAAAAUCUUAAUAUGAAUUUUUGGUGCAUCAAAAAUUUAACAAAAUUUUUCCAUAAAAAAAAACUGAUCAUAAUCUUUUCGGCACUUUAAAAACUGCAACUAAAUUUUGGACAUGAAAGGUCCCUAUAUACCUGACAAUUCUAGCCACUUUUUUCUGUCCAGUUUUUUUCGCUUUUACCUGCUAUACCUACACUUUAUUUAUAUUUCAAAGACGUAAGGAUACAUAUCCGUACAUGCGUAUAUUCUUAUAUUUUUUUAAAAGUUGUGUUUUUUUUUACUUGACUUCAUAUUCGGCUUUUAGAAGGACGAAAACUUAUGACCAGCAUAUAUGUCCACAUUUUAAAUUACGAAAAAUGUAGUAUAUCUAGUUUUUAUUUUCAAGGCAUUCGCAUUAAAAUUGGUAAGUUAAAAUAAGAAAAAGAAGUCUUCAGACUAUUUGUGAAUUCAAUGUUUAUUAUAAAAUAAUAUUUCUAAUGCAAAGUAAGCAAAAAUUAAGAACUGAGGAUGUUGUAUUUUUGUGUAUGUAUGUAUAAUUAAACACUUUCAAAAUCACAAAUAAGAACGCACAGUAUAUAACCAUGGUUGCCAAGAGCCAAGAAUGUAUGGAACAGAUAAAAUGCUCCUAACUAAUGUAGUGAUAUUUCUGAACAAUGUAAAAUAUUUCAAAAUAAAAUAUGCCAACGAAUUUUUUUCAAAAGGAAA
Molecule: messenger RNA, 3683 nt
Organism: Rhagoletis pomonella (apple maggot)
Lineage: Eukaryota; Metazoa; Arthropoda; Insecta; Diptera; Tephritidae
Product: nucleolin
Exons: 2
Coding region: 628-1872 (414 amino acids)
Source: RefSeq, a predicted model, not a curated record